Molecule: messenger RNA, 3473 nt
Organism: Aspergillus alliaceus
Lineage: Eukaryota; Fungi; Ascomycota; Eurotiomycetes; Eurotiales; Aspergillaceae
Product: putative importin beta-2 subunit
Exons: 3
Coding region: 190-3003 (937 amino acids)
Biological process (GO): protein import into nucleus
Cellular component (GO): nucleus; cytoplasm
Molecular function (GO): nuclear import signal receptor activity; protein binding
Source: RefSeq, a predicted model, not a curated record
AUUGACCAAAGAGAAAAAAUACGUUCUGGGGAAGAAGAAGGGGUUGGAGCCGCUUCGCACCAAAAUCCACGGCGGGGUUUCCUGUGCGACUACUGUACACACUUUCCACACCUUCUUUGCAACUCCCUCUCGGCGCUUUUCCUUUUCGCACCCGCAAUUGCUCCUCGUCCUCCCCCUCUUGUGUGCACAAUGGAGUGGCAACCUCAGGAUGAGCCAUUGAGGCAGCUGGCCUGCUGUCUCAGGGACUCCUUAAAUCCUUAUGACCGUACAGCCCAAAAACAGGCCGAACAGAUGCUAGUGCAAGCGACGUCGUCACCCGAUUAUGUUAACUACAUCGCUUAUUUGUUCAGCACACCGCAGCCCCCUCCGACAGUGGGGUUCGACCAGAACACCUAUGAUAUGGUGCGAUUUGCGGCUGCGAUGAACCUGAAGUCCAAGAUCCGCGUGGCAUACAAAACAAUCCCACAGCCUAGUCUAUCAUUUAUCCGGUCGGUCACCCUGGUUGGGCUCCGAGACACGAACUUCCAGGUGCGAAACUCAGCCGGUAGCAUCAUCACAGAAUUGGUCCAGCAAGCAGGUUUGUUAGCAUGGCCGGAAGUACUGCAUGAACUUAUAUCUCUGGUGAAUAACGAGUCAGGCGAUGUUCCGGGUAUGGCACAGGAGGCCGCGAUGUCGGCCCUUGCCAAAGUCUGCGAGGACAACCGCAAGAUCUUGGAACGGGACUAUCAGGGGCAGUGCCCCCUUGACGUGAUUGUUCCGAAGCUGCUAGAGUUCACAUCCAACCAGAGUGCCAAGGUCCGGUCCAUGGCGCUGGGCACCAUCCAUAUCUUUCUUCCUCACAGACCCCAGGCGCUUGUCGCCUCGAUGGACCUAUUCUUGUCGCAGUUGUUCCAACUGGCCAACGACGACAGCACCGAUGUGCGACGGACAGUCUGCCAGACUUUCGCGCAGCUGGUAGACUUUGCUCCUGACAAACUUAUUCCGCACAUGGAAGGGCUUGUGAAUUACAUCAUUAUGCAGCAACAUAACCAAGAAGACCCGGAGCUGGCUCUUGAUGCUGCGGAAUUCUGGCUUGUUGCUGGCGAACAGGCGAAACUGCAACAGCCGCUGGCUCCUCACAUGCCUAAGAUCGUUCCUGUGCUGCUUCAAAGCAUGGUCUACGAUGAGGAUGACGCCAUCCGCUUGGCGGGUGAGGGUGACGAUGCUGAGGUGGAAGAUCGUGCCGAAGAUCUCAAACCGCAGUUUGCCAAGUCGAAGGGCUCUCGGUUAGACUCUUCUAAGCCCGAGGCACAAGCCAACGGCAACACCGCCGCUGAGGAGGAUGACGAGGAUGACUUGAGCGAAGGUGAAAUUGAGGACUCAGAAUUUGGAGAUGAUCCCGAGGAUGAGUGGACUCUGAGGAAAUGCUCGGCCGCCGCAUUGGAUGUCUUCUCGAACGUCUAUCACCAGCCGAUCUUCGAGAUCAUCCUGCCGUACUUAAAGGAAACCCUGCGCCACGAACAGUGGCCACAGCGGGAAGCUGCUGUCUUGACACUUGGUGCUGUUGCAGAUGGAUGUAUGGACGCGGUCACCCCUCACCUGCCGGAACUUGUACCCUAUCUUAUCUCGUGUUUGAAUGACUCUCAGCCUGUGGUGCGACAGAUCACCUGUUGGUGCUUGGGGCGUUACUCCGAGUGGGCGUCACACCUCAACGAUCCAGCGGAGAGGGCUCGUUUCUUUGAACCCAUGAUGGAGGGUAUCCUUCGCAGGAUGCUAGAUGGCAACAAGAAGGUCCAGGAGGCGGCCGCGUCCGCCUUUGCAAGUUUGGAGGAGAAGUCUGACGCCAACUUGCUUCCUUACUGUGAACCUAUCCUUCGACAGUUCGUCCAGUGCUUCGGAAAAUACAAAGACCGCAAUAUGUACAUCCUGUACGAUUGUGUCCAGACUUUGGCAGAGUGUGUCAUGGGAGAGCUGGCGCAGCCGCAUCUUGUGGACAUUCUCAUGCCUGCUCUUAUCGACCGCUACAACAAAGUAUCGGAUCAAUCUCGCGAACUCUUUCCGUUGCUGGAAUGCCUCGGCUACAUUGCUGCCGCGUACGGUGAUGCGUUUGCUCCCUUUGCUCCUCCUCUCUUCCAAAGAUGUAUUAAAAUCAUCUACGAAAACUUGCAGGAGUAUAUGGCCUCCGUCCAUAACCAGGCUAUCGAGGAGCCCGAUAAGGAUUUCUUGGUCACCAGCUUGGACCUCCUGAGUGCGAUCAUCCAGGCGAUUGAUCCCCAGAAGAGCGGCGAGUUACUGGCCAAUUCCCAACCACGUUUUUUCGACCUUCUCUGCUUUUGUAUGGAGGAUCCGAACUAUGAAGUGCGCCAGUCGUCGUACGCGCUGCUCGGCGACUGUGCCAUCAAUAUUUUCCCGCAACUGGAGCCCUUCAUCCCUAAUAUUAUGCCCACUCUUAUCAAACAACUUGAUCUGGACUUGAUAAAAGAUGACGAUCGUCACACUGGCUUCAGCGUGCUGAACAACGCCUGCUGGUCUUGUGGAGAGAUCGCAGUCAACGAAAAAGCAGCUCUUUCACCCUACGCCGACAAGUUGUACCAGGGCCUAUACGUUAUCAUCAACAACGAAGAGAUCAUCGACUCGGUGAACGAGAAUGCUGCGAUGGCUUUAGGCAGGCUAGGAAUCUGCUGUUCGGAUCAGCUUGCCCCUCGUCUCGGUGAGUACGCGGGAGCGUUUUUGAAAGCUAUGAACAAGAUUGAAUUCACCCGGGAGAAGGCUUCCGCCUUCCUGGGAUUCAACCAAGUGGUUAUGAAGAAUCCACAGGCCAUGGAAGCCAGCCUCGCGGAUUAUUUCCAAGCAAUUGCCGCCUUCCCCACUAAGUCUCUCCACCAGGAGGAUUACCGCGACAUCCAGAGCUCAUUCCAGCAGGUUCUGCAAGGCUAUAAAAACUUGAUACCCAACUUUGAUUCGUUCCUCACCCAGCUUCCGGCUCAUGUUGCUCAGAAACUUCGUUCUGUAUACCAAAUUUAGACUAUGUCGGCAUUGCUAGUGUUCAACGAGGGCAAAACACUUGGCGAAAGGCGCAUUAAAAUUGCAUUGCAUUUUUAUCUCUUCACCCUUUUCCCUCAUACUUCUUUCUCUCUCUCUCUCUUUUUAAUCUACCUAUUGAUGUCCCUUUCACCUUUCUCGCCGAUGUUUCGAAACUAUUGGAUGGAGUGAGCAACGGCCUUUCUUUUUCUUUUACUUCUUGAUCACCUCUUUGUUUUCCACCCAUGGCGUGCUGUUUUCUUUCGUGGUGACAAUUUUAUGUCUGGGCCUACACAGAGUGAGAUCUAAUGGGCCUGUACAAACGACGAUGAGCCUGGGAUAGCGUUAUCCAAGGACUAUAUACCGGAAGGUGGAGGAAUGGACAAUGAUGACAUGCAUAAUGGACUGACUAGGCGGAUGAGUUCUGUGUACCAUUUGGUUGAUAGAAUAUAACUAUAGUAAAUGAACGUAGC